CUGACCUGCAGCUCUGACGGAGGAGCCCAGUCCUGGACUCUGAGGUUCUCCCAUUCAGUAAUCAGUACUGCAGCACUGCACAGACUACUCACCAUGGACAUCAGGCUCAGCUUGGCUUUCCUUGUCCUUUUCAUAAAAGGUGUCCAGUGUGAGGUGCAGCUGGUGGAGUCUGGGGGAGGCUUAGUGCAGCCUGGAAGGUCCAUGAAACUCUCCUGUGCAGCCUCAGGAUUCACUUUCAGUAACUAUUACAUGGCCUGGGUCCGCCAGGCUCCAACGAAGGGUCUGGAGUGGGUCGCAUCCAUUAGUACUGGUGGUGGUAACACUUACUAUCGAGACUCCGUGAAGGGCCGAUUCACUAUCUCCAGAGAUAAUGCAAAAAGCACCCUAUACCUGCAAAUGGACAGUCUGAGGUCUGAGGAAACGGCCACUUAUUACUGUGCAAGACACACAGUGAGUGAAUGUCACUGUGUCUGGUGUGAGGUGAAGCUAGUGGAGUCUGGGGGAGGAUUAGUACAGCCUGGAAGUUCCCUGAAACUCUCCUGUGUAGCCUCUUUCAGCCUCCUGUGUAGAUUCACUUUCAGUAAGUAUGACAUGCGCUGGGUUCACCAGGCUCCAAAGAAGGGUCUGGAAUUGGUAGCAAUCAUUUAUUAUGGUAGUGAUAACAAGUACUAUGCAGACAUAGUGAAGGGUCAAUUCACCAUCUCCAGAGAGAAUUCUAAGAACACCCUGUACCUGGAAAAGAGCAGUCUGAGGUCUGAGGACACAGCCAUGUAUUAUUUUGCAAAACACAGUGAGGAAAUAUUACUGUGA
Rattus norvegicus (Norway rat) is the source of this 810-nucleotide messenger RNA. NCBI's taxonomy places the organism in Eukaryota, Metazoa, Chordata, Mammalia, Rodentia, Muridae. The record is from RefSeq and is a predicted model, not a curated record.